Molecule: messenger RNA, 3570 nt
Organism: Caenorhabditis angaria
Lineage: Eukaryota; Metazoa; Nematoda; Chromadorea; Rhabditida; Rhabditidae
Source: the annotation of a GenBank genome assembly
AUGAAGAACACCGAUGACGACAAUUUCAAAAAACCGAGUAUUAAACGACGAGGAAAAGGCAUGCCACCAGCAGAGAUUGAACAAAUUGAACCAGUGAAUGAGAAAAUGAGACCUGAUAUUUGUGUACAUCUCAAAUCGAUCGACAGCUAUGCUAUUCUCAAAUGUCUCAAUUAUCAAAUGGUGAGUUAAUUAAAAAAAACUUAUUUUAAUAUUUGAUGAAAGAGAGACCACCCAGGAUGUCUGAAUAACGUAGACUGAAAUCGUGCUCUGUAUUUUUUAGAAGUGUGAGGUUUUUGGGCGAUGUCUAGAAAAGCUGGGUUGGUUAAAAACUUUCUCAAAAUAAACUGAAAAUAGAGAAAAUUCACUAGAUUGUUGGUUACAGAAGUAAAAAUCAAUAAUUUUUGAAUAGAAUUGAAGUGCAUUACUGGGGUUUUAUUUUCCAUUAACGUAUCACAGUAAUUUAUGACUCAAAUAAAUCUUUAAUUUAUUUUUCUAUUAUUUUCCCUGUUAAUGCACAAGAUUUGGAGCCCGGAAGAGGGCCAAUCUUUGAACUUUUAAUUAAAACACCUAUGUUCUUGAAGUAAGCAACUGUGUUUUCACAUAAUUUCUAAUCUAAGGCAUUUUUCUAAAUAGAAUUCUAGUGUUGUACUAUCAAUUUUUUACCAAAAUAUCUAGAUAAUUUCCCAAAAAUAUGUAUAAUUGUACUUUUUUCCAGUUGAGCUGUGUCACAUGUAUGUCGCCAGCGGUUUUCAUUUGCGCCGAAAGAAAAUGUGCCAACUCUGCAAAGAAUUGUUUUUGCGCAGACAAUGAACAUAUCAAACCUCACUUCAAACACUUUGGUCACCGAUUACUUAUUCACAUUCCUAAACAAAUUAUUGCUUGCUCCUCUUGCCGAAAAACAAUACAAAUCAAAGAUCUUCUUGAUAUGCGCGGAAAAACAGUGAGUUCAAAAAAUUUUGUAGUUUUCCUGUGGUAGAAAAUAUUCAUAAAACAUUUAAUGUAAGAUACCUAUAAAUAUUGUCAAAAAAGUUUUGAAUAACUUUGUGCAGAUGUGUUUCUUUCUUUUGUGAAGCUUCUCAUUAAAACAAACUUCUAUACAAAUGUUUCCUUUUAAAAAACCCGCUUUGUGCAUACUUUCUUUGGACAGCAGUAGUCCAGAUGUUAUUUAAAAUAAAACACACUAGUUCAUGUGUUGUUGCUACUGAACAAUAUUCAACAGUCCACAUGUUUGACUUAAAUUUCUGCGGAAUGAAAAAGAAGAUUCUGAAACCUCUCAAGGCAUUAAAUUGCUUUCAGUUAUCUAAACACGACGGAGCAUAUUCCUAUGAUAAAAAACUGUUCCCUAUCGGAACAACUGGUCUUCUAAACACUGGAAACACAUGUUAUGCAAAUGCUGCUCUACAAUUGUUGAUUCAUUGUGGCCCUUUUGGUUCUUUUUUCAGAGACUAUGUAAGUUUUUUCUCUUGAAAAAUUAAUUCAAAUUUAAUUAACUUAUAGAGUGCUUCAAGUGAUGUCAAGAUAGAAUCUCAAUUUUUGACGGAAUGUUUUGCUCGUUUGGUCAAAAUUGUAUAUAGUGAGAAUCGCUAUUCAUCAAUGGACCCAUGUGAUAUUCUUGAUGUGAGUUUUCUGUUUUCCCAACCAUCUCCUAAAAUAUCUUGAUUUGUUUCAGAUAAUCAGAGGAAAGACUCUGAACUUUCACCAAUAUCAACAACAUGAUUCGCAAGAAUUCAUGAAAGCCAUUAUUGAUACGAUUAGCGAGGAACUUCAACAAUCCACAUCUGCUGAAUCACAAUCAGUGAUUACUGACUUAUUCAAUGGGCAAAUGGAGAGUGUAAUCACAUGCUCAGAGUGUCACAAUAUUUCUGGAGUUUCUGAGCAGUUCACCGAUCUAUCAUUGUCUUUGAUCUACAAAUGUUUUGUGUAUGAUUCAAAAGAUAUGAAUGGAAAUGUAAGCUGGAAUUCAAUAAUGAAUAUUUUUAAAUUUUUAAAUUUAGGAAACAUCAAAAGACGGUGGAAAACUUGGAUCAGUUUUGGUAACUACGACUCGUGAAGUUGAUAUUGGCAAUUGUUUGGAGGAUUUUUUCCAAACUACGAAUUUGGAUGGUGAUAAUCAAUAUAGAUGUGAUCAGUGUGAAAAACAUGUUGAUGCUGUGAAAACGCUCAAACUCUCCCAACUUCCAAAUGUUUUGUGUGUUCACUUGAAACGUUUCAAACACGAUCAAGUCGGCAGUUCCAAGGUAUUCUUGAAAAUUUUUGUUAGUUAAGUGAAAUUCAAAUUUUUUUUCGCAGAUUGUAAGCCCCAUCAUUUUUCCAUCGGAAGGACUUGAUUUAUCAAACUAUUCAAGUGUUGGUGAUGUUAGUUAUAAUCUCACCGGUUUUAUCACUCACGAAGGUUCUGGAUCAGAUUGCGGACAUUAUAUUGCAUAUUGUUAUAAUCCGGAAACCAAGCAAUGGUUCGAAUAUGACGAUUCAAAUGUUCGUCGAGUUGAUGAUAUUGAAGCAGCCAAAAAACGGGCAUAUGUUCUACUUUUUAUCAAAAAAGAUUAUGAAAAUGCACAUAAAAGUGACUGGUUGACAAAGAAAUCCAAGUUGGAUGGUUUCUUGGAACCCAAGGUAAAACUUUUGAUAGUUGAAUUCAAAAUAAGUUUGUUGUUUUACAGUGCUAUGUUUCAAAGAACUGGUGGCUAGGAGUUCGUCGUGGAGAGUUUCAAAAAAUCAACAAUCGUGCAAUUUUAUGUGAACACGGGUUUUUGGAUGCUAGCAUCAUAAAUGUUGAAGACGAUGUUGUUGAAGUUUCCCAACCUUUCUUCGAGCACAUUCACGAAAUGUAAGUUUUCCAGAGAAAAAUUUAUAGGAAAAUUAAUUUAUUUUUUCAGUGCUGGAGGUGAUCCGAUGAUCAAAACUUUAGACAAAUGCAUUACAUGUCAUGCAGCACUUUUUAAUGAAGAAAUUAAACGAUUCAGAGACGGUGCAGAUCUGAACAAAACGGAUGAUUGGGUAGGGUUGAUCAAAAUUCAUUUUAACGAAUACCGAAAUUUCUUAAGAUUGAAUUUUGUCGAAGCAAUUUUGCCAAAGGAUUGUAUGAAACACAUUUGCCGGACACAAUCAUCAAUGUUAAUUGGUUGACAAGAUUAAAUGAAUAUUUAUUGGAUCCAAGAAAUCGUGAGUUUCAUUGAACAAGGAACUUGAGAAAAAUGGUCAUUUUUCAGCCCGCCCCGGUAAAAUUACCAAUGCAUUUAUGGAACGCUAUAUGGAAGAUAUUGAUGGUCAAAAAAGAAUAGUCAAAUCGAUUCCAAAUGUUAAAAGGAACACAGUAGAAGUGUAUUCCGCUUUGAGUGGAAAAUUUGGGAGCGAGAAAGAUGUUAGUGUUUUUUUUUUUGAGAAAAAAAACAAUCUAAAAAUGUUUUUUUGUUUCAGGUUUACUAUACAAAUGAGGUCCAACCGGAUGAAAAUGCUCUUUCGAAUGCCCAAGAAAAAGUAUCAACUAUUUUGAAAGAAUCGCUCGGAAGCCUCGAAAAACUGAUUCAAAAUCACGAAGAUUCGCCAGAUAAGCCAAAGAACAAAAAGUGA